Messenger RNA from Alnus glutinosa, 3107 nucleotides. Its product is annotated as copper-transporting ATPase PAA1, chloroplastic. The record is from RefSeq and is a predicted model, not a curated record. Gene Ontology annotation, cellular component: membrane. The transcript has 17 exons. Gene Ontology annotation, biological process: copper ion homeostasis; monoatomic cation transport. Gene Ontology annotation, molecular function: P-type divalent copper transporter activity; ATP binding; ATP hydrolysis activity. The coding region runs from base 86 to 2872 and encodes 928 amino acids. NCBI's taxonomy places the organism in Eukaryota, Viridiplantae, Streptophyta, Magnoliopsida, Fagales, Betulaceae.
CUGCUUAAAGGCGCAGAAAAGAUAAGCGGAAACAAAGUCAGAACCGAGAGGGAGUUAGCCUAAUCGUUUUCUCUCAUUCGCUCCAAUGGAGUCCGCAUUGCCCUUAUCAGGGACCACGAUAGCGCUCUUCACGGUCUCCGGAGCCCUAAGCCGCCACCGCCUGUGUACGGCUCCUCUGACUCAACUCCUAACUCGCCGACUCAGAUGCACUAGCGCUUUCGCUUUCUCGUCAACUCCGAGGAGUCUGUGCGCCGCGGCGGCGGUGCCUCAUGUACGACGCCGUCCGCAGUGCUUGUCGAGCUCCGCUGCUUCCUUCGGGUCUGGCGGUGGCGGGUUCGGCGGAGAGAGCGGAGGCGGAGGUGGUGGUGGUGAGAAUGGAUCGGACGGUGGGAAUGCAAAGGGGAAUUUGGUCGCCGGAGGGCCUGAGGAGGCCUCGGCGCUCUCGUCUGAUGUGAUAAUGCUCGAUGUUGGAGGAAUGACUUGUGGAGGAUGUGCAGCGAGUGUGAAAAGAAUUCUAGAGAGUCAACCACAAGUGUCGUCUGCUAGUGUGAAUCUGACGACAGAGACAGCUAUAGUAUGGCCUGUAUCUGAAGCCAAGGUUACACCGAAUUGGCAAAAACAGUUAGGAGAGGCACUGGCAAAGCAUUUGACUAGCUGUGGUUUUAAGUCCAACCUUCGAGAUUCAGGAAGAGACAAUUUCUUCAGAGUAUUUGAAAAGAAAAUGGAAGAAAAGCGUAAUCGCUUAAAAGAAAGUGGUCGUGAGCUUGCUGUUUCCUGGGCUUUAUGUGCUGUCUGCCUCUUUGGCCAUCUCUCUCAUUUCUUUGGAGCUAAGGCUUCAUGGAUACAUGCAUUUCAUUCCACUGGUUUCCAUCUCUCCUUGUCUUUGUUUACGUUGCUUGGUCCUGGGCGUCAACUUAUCAUUGAUGGUGUUAAAAGCCUUUUCAGAGGGGCUCCAAACAUGAACACAUUAGUUGGUCUUGGGGCUUUAUCAUCAUUUACAGUUAGUUCGUUAGCUUCCUUAAUGCCUAAACUGGGUUGGAAGGCUUUCUUUGAAGAACCGAUUAUGUUAAUAGCAUUUGUCUUGUUAGGAAGGAAUCUUGAGCAGAGAGCCAAAAUUAAAGCAACCAGUGAUAUGACUGGACUUCUCAGUAUUUUACCAUCAAAAGCUCGUCUUCUGGUCAAUGAUGAUGCAGACGGGUUGGGCUCAACAGUUGAAGUUCCUUGUAACAGUCUCUCUGUUGGAGACCAAAUUGUUGUACUUCCUGGAGAUCGUGUUCCAGCAGAUGGAGUAGUCAGAGCUGGUAGAAGUACCAUUGACGAGUCUAGUUUCACAGGGGAGCCACUGCCAGUGACCAAAUUACCUGGGAGUCAAGUUGCAGCUGGAAGCAUAAAUCUUAAUGGAACUCUUACAGUUGAAGUGCGGAGGCCAGGUGGUGUGACCGCAAUGGGAGACAUUGUUCGUUUGGUAGAAGAAGCACAAAGUAGGGAAGCUCCUGUACAGCGGUUGGCUGACAAGGUUUCUGGGCAUUUUACUUAUGGAGUAAUGGCACUCUCUGCCUCUACAUUCGUGUUUUGGAAUAUGUUUGGUGCACACAUUCUACCUGCUGCGUUUUAUAAAGGAAGUUUGGUCUCAUUGGCAUUGCAGCUCUCUUGUAGUGUUCUGGUAGUUGCUUGCCCUUGUGCACUAGGCUUAGCCACACCGACUGCUGUGCUGGUUGGAACAUCAUUAGGAGCAACAAGAGGACUGCUUUGGCGUGGUGGUAAUAUAUUAGAGAAGUUUUCAAUGGUCGACACUAUUGUAUUUGACAAAACAGGGACCCUUACAAUUGGCAGACCUGUUGUGACAAAGGUUGUGACUCCUGGACAUGUUGGAAGCACAGAUGCAAAAGAAAAUUCCCAUCAUACCUGGUCCGAAGUUGAGGUUCUGAAGUUAGCAGCUGGUGUAGAGUCAAAUACAGUUCAUCCAGUUGGGAAAGCAAUUGUGGAUGCUGCUCGGGCUGUUAAUUGUCAGAAUGCAAAGGUGGUGGAUGGAACAUUCAUGGAAGAACCUGGGUCUGGUACAGUAGCCAUUAUUGGAAACAAAAAGGUCUCUGUUGGCACAUUGGACUGGAUUCGAAGGCAAGGAGCUAAUGAGAAUCCAUUUCAAGAAGUGGAAGAGCCUAAGAAUCAGUCCUCCGUCUUUGUUGGAGUAGAUAACUCUGUUGUUGGUCUUAUUUAUUUUGAGGAUCAAAUCAGGGAAGAUGCUGGAUUUGUGGUUGAAUCUUUGUCUAGGCAGGGAAUUGACACGUACAUGCUGUCUGGGGACAAGAGAAGUACUGCCGAAUAUGUUGCAUCUGUUAUUGGUAUUCCAAAAGAAAAGGUAGUAUCUGGAGUUAAACCAGAUGACAAGCAGAAGUUCAUAACUGAACUUCAGAAGGGUCAGAGCAUUGUAGCCAUGGUUGGUGAUGGAAUUAAUGAUGCUGCUGCCUUGGCUUCAUCAGAUAUUGGAAUUGCCAUGGGUGGGGGUGUUGGAGCUGCUAGUGAGGUGUCUUCUAUUGUGCUGAUGGGCAAUAGGCUCUCACAGUUGCUCGAUGCUUUGGAGCUCAGCAGGCUAACCAUGAAGACUGUCAAGCAAAAUCUCUGGUGGGCUUUUGCAUACAAUAUUGUUGGAAUUCCAAUUGCUGCCGGAAUGUUGCUGCCAGUAACUGGGACCAUGUUGACUCCAUCAAUUGCGGGAGCCCUCAUGGGUUUGAGUUCUAUUGGAGUGAUGACCAAUUCAUUGCUUUUGAGAUACAAAUUUUCCAAAAAACGAAAACAGGUGUACGGUUCAUAUGCAAAUUCCAAAAUUCAUUCGGAUUCUGAUCUUCUCGCUGACCAGAAAGAGAAGAAAUAGAGGCACCAUGAUUCUGAUUCUAGAUGGAGAGAGAGAGAUGAUUACAGAAGAAUAACAUGGAAGAAAUUAGAGGGAUUCUUUGAAAUGAGCAUUUGCAUAUGAAUGGUUAGGGGGUGUAAACGAGCUGAGCUACUCGUGAGCUUACUCGAGAUCGGCUCGUAUAAACUCGACUCGUGCUCGAAUUGAUUAUUAAAUGAACUAUUCGUGAACACGAAAUUAAACUCGAUUAUUAAAC